AUCAUUUACUCUUAACUAUGAAGAGUGUUGUUGUGAAUACCUAUUUAUUGUGUCUGCUCCUUCGACACGUUACAUCAGAUACCCAUGAUGAAACUGAAGUUGCUUCAAGACAUGCUAGAUUUUGGCCUGUUGGCUUCGUUCGUUUCGCCAAUUCGAUUUGUUCGACUUUAGAAGGCUUGGAAGGUACUUGCUAUACCAGAGAACAGUGUGAUGGAAUCAACGGAGGGAUUGUCUCAGGAAAAUGUGCCAACGGAAUAGGCAGAUGUUGCUUAGUUCAAAGGACGUGUGGCUCAACUUCCUCCUACAACAACACUUACUUUGUUAACUCAAAUUACCCCAAUGGAAAUCCUGCACCGACUCAAUGCGUUUAUACCAUCAGAAAGUGUAACUCGGAUAUUUGCCAAGUGCGCCUGGACUUUUUGGCUCUAUCCCUGGCCCAGCCAGACGGUAACGGUUAUUGUGUAACCGAUUCGGUUCAAGUGGUCGGAGGUGCCUCCACAGUUCCAAUAAUCUGCGGCGAAAACUCCGGACAACACAUGUACGUCUACUUCAACGGCGACAGCGACAUUAAAAUAAUCGUAUCGGCCAACUCCAUCGGAAGGUCGUGGAGCAUAAAGGUGGCGCAAAUCGGCUGCGACUGCCCAUGGAAAGCUCCGACUGGGUGUUUGCAGUACUUCACCUCGCUGACCGGAACCGUUAACAAUUUCAAUUACGGUACCGGCAUAAACGGCAACUUGGUGACGCAAAACAUUGACGGGAACGACCAACCAAUCGCGGUUCCCGGCACCAGACAGAUGGCAAACGAGAACUACGGCGUUUGCGUCCAGAUGCAACCGGGGUACUGUUCAAUAAAGUGGAGUCAAGGGAGUGAUAGUACCUCUUUCACUGUUAACAACAGCACGGCUCUGCAGGAGGCCAUCCGCGGAUUACCUGGUGAUCCCCUGAAAGGGGAGAACUGCACCACUGAUUACGUGGUAGUACCAAAUCCACAUUAUACCAAUGGUACUGCCAUCGAUGCUGAUAGGUUUUGUGGAAACCAAUUUAUUCCGUUAGUCAGUUCUUCCAAACCCUUUGUAUUGACAGUCGUAACAAAUAAAGAUGAGGUGGGUGAUGUUGCUAAUAGAGGUUUCUCGUUGAAUUAUGAACAACAAGCGUGUGGUACUGAUACUAGUAGUCUUUCUCUAGCCUUAGCAUUAGGUUAA
Molecule: messenger RNA, 1202 nt
Organism: Aethina tumida (small hive beetle)
Lineage: Eukaryota; Metazoa; Arthropoda; Insecta; Coleoptera; Nitidulidae
Exons: 6
Coding region: 18-1202 (394 amino acids)
Source: RefSeq, a predicted model, not a curated record